Xylona heveae TC161 is the source of this 4557-nucleotide messenger RNA. Its product is annotated as putative translation repressor/antiviral protein Ski3. NCBI's taxonomy places the organism in Eukaryota, Fungi, Ascomycota, Xylonomycetes, Xylonales, Xylonaceae. Gene Ontology annotation, molecular function: protein binding. Bases 150 to 4391 code for a protein of 1413 amino acids. The record is from RefSeq and is a predicted model, not a curated record. The transcript has 5 exons. Gene Ontology annotation, cellular component: Ski complex.
CACUUCCGUUCGUCAUUGAGCGGUAACUUCCACGGCGACUUUGCGUUGUCCACGCAGUGUUUGGAUGAGCUCAAAAGCUUGACAGCUUUACCACCGAUAAUUCGUCGCCUCAACGCCCUGAAGCUGAUGGACAGAUAACAAAGGUCAUUAUGUCGGGCGUGAAAGCAGCAUUGAAAGCUGCGAAGAGUGCAUUGGAUGCGCAAAACUACGAAGAGGCCGUGACCCAGGCACGUAUAGUGCUUGACAUAGAUGCGCAAAGCUAUCAUGGGAAUGUAUUUCUAGGCCUCGGCCUUGCCAGACAAAACCAGAAUGAGAAAGCCAUAACGGCGUAUGAGACAGCGGCGAGAAUAAAACCGACGGAUCCACUAGCUUGGCAGGGUCUUAUCACAGUUUAUGAAGGCCAGCAGGGAAAGAAAAUUGAUGAGUACCGGGAAUGCGCCGUGAAAUUGGCCGAAAUAUACAUGGAAGCAGAUGAUAAAGAGAGAUGCCAAACUGUGAUCGACAAGUUCAUUUCCUUUGCAAAAAAGUAUGGUAGCAGGCUGCAAAUAAAGAGAGCUCUUCAAGUCCUCCUUCCCUCGAGUACUAUAUACGAUUAUCUCGAAGGCCGUAUUCAACAUCCAUCACUUACGUACGUACGACUAGCUGAAAUCACCGAGGCAGAAGAGAAAGAGAGGAUCAACAGAGAAAUUGGCGAGCGGCGUACGCGCUUGGGAGCAAGGAUCGGCCAGGUUACUGCUGAUGUGAAGCGCGAAGUGCUGACUGGCAGUGAUCUGGAAGAAACCUAUCAGAAUAUCAUUGACUGGGCAAAUGAAGAUGAAGUUCGUCGAGAGUAUGAGGAGAAGCUCUUUCGGCGCGCAUAUGAGGUGCUGCUGGUGCUCCCAGCAGACCAAAAGGAACAGAAAAGGGCACAGAUCGAAAAGCUCGCUAAUGGCAUCGUUAUUCUCAAACAUCCCUUUGCAUUAGCAUGGGAGACUGUCCUUGAAUGGAAGGAUUCCGAGAGUCUUGCGAAUUGGGACGUUGUUGUCCUGGCAGACUUCAUCCGCAUUUUCCCUGACCAUGGCUUGAGCAAGACUUUGAAAGCUUACCUAACGAGCGAGAUUUCACCCUUUGCUGACUUUGAAAUCAAUGACGAGGAGGAAGAGAAGAGUGCUGAGAGCAACGACACGGUAGAUGGGUACCCAAAGCCCGCACCGCUCUCAUCUGCCGACCGCCUUUUAUUGAUGACGGAAGGCGUGGGUGAAAGCCCGGCAUCCCCGUUGAGCAAUCGCUUACUGGGAGACUAUUAUCUCUUUUUGGAGGAGUAUGAGAGUGCUGUCGAAAAUUCCCGCAAUGCUCGCAAACUCUACAUGGCAGAGGGACGAAAAUGCGGACUAGCUUUCCAACAUAAUCUCGAUGCAGUUGAUAUUAUAUUGGGCACUGCGCUUGUUCAGUAUCAGGCUCCCAAAAAUCACCCAGAGGCCAAAUCAAUAUUCAAUGACAUCCUUAAACGCAAGCCCCAUUCAGCAGAUGCCUUGAUAGGUAUUGGCCUUAUUCUUGAAGAAGAGGAAGAAUAUUCUGCUGCACAUGGAUUCCUGAGCAAAGCACUGGCACGGGACCCUGAGAAUGUCCGAGUUCGAGCUGAGGCUGCUUGGUGUAGCGCCCUGGGCGGAAACUAUUCCUCAGCGCUCCCUGAGCUCGAGGCGUGUUUGCCCGAGAUCCACGAUACAGACCCUCGUACAAAGGAUCUCAAAGCGAAAACUCUAUAUCGGACCGGCAUAUGCUGGUGGCAGCAAGACCCUUCUAAGGCUGCGCGGAAAGACAGAAAGGGUGCUUAUGCGCGUUUCCUUGGUGCUAUACAAACGAACCUUAAUUUUGCACCUGCAUACACAAGCUUGGGCGUCUAUUAUGCAGACUAUGCAAAGGAUAGAAACCGGGCUCGCAGAUGUUUUCAAAAGGCCUUUGAGCUCUCGGCUUCGGAAAUUGAGGCUGCGGAACGAUUGGCUCGCGAAUUUGCUGACAGGAGCGACUGGGAACUUGUCGAACUUAUUGCCCAGCGUGUCGUCGAUUCAGGAAAAGUAAGACCAGCCCCAGGGUCUAAGAAAAAAGGCGUGAGCUGGCCUUUUGCUGCUUUAGGUGUUGCAGAGUUGAAUAAGCAAGAGUACGCCAAGAGCAUCGUGUCAUUUCAAGCGGCACUCAGGAUUUCACCGAAUGAUUAUCAUUCAUGGGUGGGCCUUGGAGAGAGCUACCACAACUCCGGUCGAUAUAUCGCAGCAACCAAAGCAUUCGAGCAAGCUCAAGCCCUUCAAGCGGAGGUGAAUAAGACAGGAAAGACAGAAACCUGGUUUGCGAAAUACAUGCUCGCGAACGUCAAGCGCGAACUUGGCGAGUAUGAUGAAGCAAUACAGGAUUACCUAGAUGUGCUCCGUCAACGUCCGAGAGAGUUCGGCGUUGCUAUGGCCCAUCUACAGACGCUUAUUGAAGGUGCCUGGAGAAAUAUCGAGCUUGGAUUCUUCGGACGGGCUGCUGAUGGCGCAAAGAAAGCCAUCGAUCUUGCCGCCGACAUAGCUGAGGAUCGCUACGAUGCGUUUAAUUUGUGGAAAGCGGUUGGUGAUGCUUGCGCUGUUUGGUCAUGGACGCAGAGCAGAGCUCCAUUGUUCUGUCUCGAGAAGGUCAAGCACCUCUUGCGGAUCAGCAUAGACACUCAGGAGUUUGAGCUUUUCGCAGAUUUUGACGGUAUUGGCAAAGAUUCUAUUAAAUCUCUUCAGGCCAUUGACGGCGAAGUCACAAUUUCCACUAUUCUAUACGCAUCCAUUCUGGCACAUAAACGCGCUAUUCAUGCCUGUGCUGGUGAUUUGCAUGCUCAAGCAGUAGCAUGGUACAAUCUUGGAUGGACAGAAUAUAGGGCUUACGCCUGUCUUGGUCCCAAUGCACCAUAUGGAAGCAAGGAAGCAAGCAACUUCCUCAAGGCAGCAGUCCGGUGCUUCAAGCAAGCCAUAGAAUUAGAGGCUAGCAAUGCCGACUUCUGGAAUGCACUGGGAGUCGCGACUACUCCAAUUAGUCCAAAGGUUGCGCAGCAUUCUCUCGUCAGGAGUUUACAUCUUAAUGACAGAAAUGCUCGCGUCUGGACCAACAUCGGAACUCUUUAUAUCCUUCAGGACGAUUUCCAGCUGGCAAACGAUGCAUUCAGUCGAGCACAAUCGGCUGAUCCUGACUACGCACCUGCUUGGAUCGGGCAAGGUUUCUUGGCUAACCUCCUGGGUGAUCCAAAAGAGGCACAACUUUUAUUUACGCAUGCCUUUGAGAUUGCUGACUCCUCUUCCCUCCUUGCUAAGCGUCACUUUGCAUUAUCAACCUUCGAUCGUCUCCUAACCAUACCUUUGCCAUCCCACAACGUCACAAGCUUUAUCGAACCUCUUUUUGCUCUUCGACAACUCCAAUCACAAUCUCCAAAGGAAUCCUCAUAUCAGCACCUUGCUGCACUCUACCUCGAGCGUAUCGGUGAUCACUCAGCGGCCAUUCAGUCCCUACAAGAUACGUGUUCGAGUGCAGAAGCGGAAUACGAAGUUUCAGAAUCGACCAAAUCGCUGGCACAAUUUGCGGUAGCAAAGACAGAUCUUGCUCGCGUUCAGCUAGCUGUACACGAUUUCGCGUCGGCGGCAGAGAAUGCAGGAAUGGCACUUGACCUUUCUGAAGAAGACAUCAAAGACCUGACUGGUACUGGACGGCGGAAAUGCAGAUUAUCUGCCCACCUUACUCUAGGGUUAGCGCACUACUACAUGAAGUCUAUGGACGAUGCCAUCGACGCAUUCCGUGCCGCCCUUGAAGAGAGUGAAGGUGCACCAGAUGUGGUUUGUUUGCUGGCACAAGUACUUUGGGCCAAAGGCGGCGAGGAAGAGCGGAGCGUUGCGCGUGACCAACUCUUUGACUGCGUCGAGAAACACCCCGGACACGUCAAUGCCACGCUGCUCCUUGGUGUCAUUGCCCUUCUGGACAAUGAUCCUGAUGUGAUUGCGGCGGUAUCGUCUGAUUUGCACUCUUUGCGAACGGCAGAUGGCUUGGACACUCUGCAGGGCCAAAAGAUCGACAUGGUGUUAGCGGCGAUUGCUGCUGUUUCAGCUGAAGAAAACAACAAAGAGUUUGAGCAACUCUCCGAAUUGAUGACAUCGGUGAUGCUCUCUCCCGCCCAGCCACAUGGAUGGGCCGAGCUGGCUGAGGUCGGACAAAAUUCGUUCCCUGCCGAGAUGGCGCUUAGCACGACGGCCCAGGGGGUUCCUCCAACGGGAUCGCUUGGUUCAGAUAAUCUCGCAAAAGCAUUCGCAAGAACGGAUAGAGCAGGCGAUGCGCAACGUGCCAUCAUGACUGCUCCUUGGUUACAAGAUGGAUGGGUAGCGCUUGGCGAUUGUGUCGCCUGAACAAAAGCAAAGGAGGCUUUAACUCCCCUUCGCUCUGUAAAUAAAUUCCACUUUGAUGAGCAUUUUGGCUGCGAACAUAUUGUACUUGCAUGAUGAUAGAAAAAGUUAUAACCGUAACGCCCGUCGCACGUCUAGUGGGAAAAUUCAAUGAAACGAAAUAUACAGC